Messenger RNA from Paramormyrops kingsleyae, 1206 nucleotides. The record is from RefSeq and is a predicted model, not a curated record. NCBI's taxonomy places the organism in Eukaryota, Metazoa, Chordata, Actinopteri, Osteoglossiformes, Mormyridae.
AUGGCAGGCAGAAGGAAGUUUUACACAGCCAGGGAAGCCAUUGAGUACAUUUGCCUUCCUGAUGGUGCUUUAUCUGACACAGAAUCCAUUUCAGACGAUGAAAUUGCUGAUCCAGAUUUUGAGGACUCUCCUGAAGCAUACGAGUCUGACUCCAGCUUUGAUGAUGAUGAGCCACUGGCAGCAAUACCAAAAGCUAAUCUCAAGCACCUUGAUUUUGAAAUUCAUAACAUACAUGCAGACAGUGACACUGAGGUCCCAGAUGACAAUGAACCUCAGCCAGGCCCAGCUCCAGUCAACAAAGAGUUUUCUUGGAGGCAGAGGAAACCCCCAGCAGCUGACAUAGACUCUUCAUUCCGAGGACCUGCAUUCUCACCUCCCCCAGACGAAAUACCAAGUCCAAAGUGGUAUUUUGAUCAGUUCAUGGACAAAUCUGUGUUUGAACAUAUUUCUCACCAAUCUAACUUGUAUGCAGUUAUGAAGAAUGCCCCAGAACUGAAAACAACCCCUUCUGAAAUAGAGCAAUUCAUUGGUUUACACAUCUUGAUGACCGUAGUACGUAUGCCAUCGUACCGCAUGUACUGGCAGACAGCAACCCGCUACGACCCAAUUGCGAAAGUCAUGGGACGUAAGCGAUUUGAUCUGCGUACAUACAUCCACAUGAACGACAAUACCAAUGUGAAGCAAAAGGGUGAGCCUGGAUACGAUCCAUUAUUCAAGGUGCGUCCAGUUCUUGAGAAAGUCCGUGCCAACUGUUUGAAGGUUGAACCGGAAGAAAACCACUCCAUUGAUGAGCAGAUGAUCCCCUUCAAAGGAAAGCUUGGAAUGAAACAGCAUAUCAAGAACAAGCCGCAAAAAUGGGGAAUCAAGGUCUUUACUCGUGCAGGUGUCACUGGACUAGUCUAUGACUUUGAAGUAUACACUGGAAAAGGGACCGUGACCAAUGAGCGUGGACUUGGUGUUGCUGGUGAAGUUGUGCUUCGUCUCAUAUCAGAAGUUCCAAAAGGACUAAACUACAAGUGCUUCUUCGACAACUGGUUCACUUCCCCUGAACUCAUUGUGGAACUGAAGAAAAUGGGAAUUCUAACAGUUGCUACCAUCAAUCGUAACCGUCUCCGUGGAUGUACCCUCAAGAGUGACAAGGAACUCUCAAAGGCCGGGCGUGGUGCGUAUGAAGUGAAAUACGAAAAGACAAGCGGUCCAUCGUGA